GGACGUCGCCUCCCUUUGCAUCCAUGUACGUACGUCCGGCCGGAUCCGGCAGCGCACGAAACUUGCACGCGAGGAGCGAGAAAAGUCUCGCUCGCACGGCCGCCCGGGUUCCCUCCCUCAUUCGCCUUUAAGUACGCGCCGGCGCCGGCCGGGACGAAGGGAGUGGAGCCGAGCACGCACGCACGCACGUACGCCACUCCAGCUGGCUGCCUCGUCCGUCGUCCGUCGUACGUCUCCCCCGCCCGCGGCCGUGCGCGGUGCGCCCAGCAGCGGGGAUGUGCGCCGCGGGCGAGCGCUGCGAGCUGUGCGGCGCGGGGGCGGACGUGCACUGCCGGGCCGACGCGGCGUUCCUCUGCUGGCCGUGCGACGCCGAGGUGCACGGCGCCAACACCCUCGCGUCCCGCCACCGCCGCACGCGCGUCUCGCAGUCCAGGGGCGUCGUUCGCGUGCGCUGCGAGGUGGCGCUCGAGGGCUGGGCCCGGCGGAUGGGCCUCGAGGAGGGGGCGGCGCACCGGUGUGCCGAGGCGGCCGCGCGCGUGAUCCGGACCGAGGUCGCCGUGGCGGCGCCGCGCAUGCCGCUGCUCGUCGCGAUGGCGGCCGCGCUGUGGUGGGAGGUGGCGGCUCACGGCGUCCACGAGCCUGAGGACGCGCUCCAGCGCUUGGAGGCCAGUGCGCACGUGCCGGCAAGGCUGCUUGUGGCGGUGGCAGCGGCGAUCGGGCGCGCGCGCGCCAGGAAGAGGACGGCCGCAGUGAACGCCUAGGAGGGGCCAGGUCGAAUGCCCGUGUACCCAGCAAUGACGGGCCUGCGGCCUUUUAGAUAUAUGGGUAAUUAAAAAAUAUCAUCAUGAAAAAUAAUCGACAAGUCAUA
Molecule: messenger RNA, 868 nt
Organism: Triticum aestivum (bread wheat)
Lineage: Eukaryota; Viridiplantae; Streptophyta; Magnoliopsida; Poales; Poaceae
Product: zinc finger protein CONSTANS-LIKE 1-like
Exons: 1
Coding region: 276-761 (161 amino acids)
Molecular function (GO): zinc ion binding
Source: RefSeq, a predicted model, not a curated record